Engraulis encrasicolus (European anchovy) is the source of this 7659-nucleotide messenger RNA. It is a transcript of the gene tnika, whose product is annotated as TRAF2 and NCK interacting kinase a. The transcript is spliced from 32 exons. Gene Ontology annotation, molecular function: protein kinase activity; ATP binding. Gene Ontology annotation, biological process: protein phosphorylation. The record is from RefSeq and is a predicted model, not a curated record. NCBI's taxonomy places the organism in Eukaryota, Metazoa, Chordata, Actinopteri, Clupeiformes, Engraulidae. Bases 534 to 4526 code for a protein of 1330 amino acids.
GUAAACCAGUCACAAAUGCACUUAGAGGAUUUUGCAUCUGAAACUCAAAGUGUAGGCUAAAUAAAGGCGUACUUGUAAUUAAUUGUAGCAUUAUUCAAAGUUUGAGUGCCCUAUAUAUCACCUCAAUAAGGACAUGAUAUGGGCGGGCCAUUGCGAUGUGCCCGCCCACAACAAUAGCUGAGCCACUGCUGUUGUAUAUGACUGACCCUACCGUUCACUGAUGCCUAUUUGCUGUGGUAGUGGAACAGCUCAUCGGAACAGUGUUCUCAGUGCGGUGAUCAUGUUCUCAAAAGGAUGCUCUUUCACCGUGCAUGUGUGAAUAGAUCGGCUGUAACCAACUGCCAGUGUUACAGCUUGACUAUUGCCGUUGGUUUCUUGACCGAGAGAAUACGCUACCUCCUCUUUAUUCCCCGUGGACUUUGCUGCAAAGCGACCGCAUAGAUACAUAACAGAGGACUCGCGGAGCUUCUCCAUAAGUACAACCAAAAAAAAUAUCACCGGCGCUUCUGCCGUGAGCCCCAUUCAUUCGAAACAUGGCGAGCGACUCCCCGGCACGAUGUCUGGAUGAUAUAGACCUCACCGCGCUACGGGACCCUGCCGGGAUAUUCGAGCUGGUGGAACUGGUGGGCAAUGGCACAUACGGACAAGUGUACAAGGGUCGCCAUGUCAAGACCGGGCAACUGGCAGCCAUCAAGUGCAUGGAUGUCACUGGGGAGGAAGAGGAGGAGAUCAAGGCGGAGAUCAACAUGUUGAAGAAAUACUCCCACCACCGCAAUAUCGCCACCUACUAUGGUGCCUUCAUCAAGAGGAACCCACCAGGAGUAGAUGACCAGCUUUGGCUGGUGAUGGAGUUCUGUGGGGCGGGCUCGGUGACGGACCUCAUUAAGAACACCAAAGGUAACUCUCUGAAGGAAGAGUGGACCGCCUACAUCUGCAAAGAGAUCUUGAGGGGCCUUGCACACCUCCACGCACACAAAGUCAUCCACCGAGACAUCAAGGGCCAGAACGUGCUGCUUACAGAGAACGCUGAGGUCAAGCUCGUGGACUUUGGAGUGAGCGCUCAGCUGGACCGCACUGUCGGCCGAAGAAACACGUUCAUCGGCACACCCUACUGGAUGGCCCCCGAAGUCAUCGCCUGCGACGAAAAUCCUGAGGCAACGUACGAUUUCAAGAGUGACCUGUGGUCAUUGGGGAUCACCGCCAUUGAGAUGGCAGAGGGAGCUCCACCGCUGUGUGACAUGCAUCCAAUGCGAGCCCUCUUCCUCAUCCCCAGAAACCCUGCUCCCCGGCUCAAGUCCAGGAAGUGGUCCAAAAAGUUUCACCAGUUCAUCGAGAGCUGCCUGGUGAAGAACCACAACCAGCGGCCCAGCACAGAACAGCUGCUCAGCCACGCCUACAUCCGGGAGAUCCCCAACGAGAGGCACAUCCGCAUCCAGCUGAAGGACCACAUCGACCGCACCCGCAAGAAGCGCGGAGAGAGAGAUGAGACGGAGUAUGAAUACAGUGGCAGUGAGGAGGAAGAAGAAGAGCACGACAAGGGAGAACCCAGUUCCAUCAUCAACGUUCCGGGCGAGUCGACCCUGAGGCGGGACUUCCUGCGGCUGCAGCUGGCCAAUAAGGAGCGCUCGGAGGCGCUGCGGCGGCAGCAGCAGGAGCAGCAGCAGAACGAGGACCACAAGCGCCAACUACUGGCCGAGCGGCAGAGGCGCAUCGAGGAGCAGCGGGAGCAGCGGCGGCGGCUGGAGGAGCAACAACGUCGUGAGCGAGAGUACCAGAGGCAGAAAGAAAAGGAACAGCGACGGCAAUAUGAGCUGGAGCAGCUGCGUCGAGAGGAGGAGAGGAGGGUGGCUGAAAGCGAGCAGGAGUAUAUCCGCCGGCAGCUUGAGGAGGAGCAGAGGCAACUGGAGAUACUGCAGCAGCAGCUCCUGCAGGAGCAAGCACUCCUUCUGGAGUACAAGCGUAAGCAGCUGGAGGAGCAGAGGCAGGCGGAGCGUCUGCAGAGGCAGCUGCAGCAGGAGAGAGCCUACCUGGUCUCCCUGCAGCAGCAGCAGCAGCAGCAGCAGCAGCAGGACGGGCAGGGCAGGCAGGGCGAGAAGAAACCACUCUACCACUACAAGGACGCCAUCAACCCCGGCGACAAGCCGCCCUGGGCCAAGGAGGUGGAAGAACGCUCGAAGCUGAACCGGCAGAGCUCCCCGGCGCUGCAGCAUAAAGUCGCCAAUAGGAUCUCCGACCCAUCCCUCCCACCCCGCUCGGAGUCCUUCAGCAGCGGGGGGCUGCAGCCGGCUCGCACCCCUCCCAUGCACCGGCCCAUCGAGACACAGAUGGCCCAUCUGGUGCCUGUGAAGUCCCACAGCCCCACCAUGACCGGCUCGCAGUCUCUACACGACCAGUCACCCAAGGGGGUCGCCGGUUUCCAGGAGGGCCCGCCAGCCCACCGGCCCGAGAUGCCGCCGCGACAGAACUCGGAUCCCACCUCCGAGACACCCGCGGCGGCAAUGCCCUCGCGCAGCGGUGAAAAGCUAGAGCGGGGCUCCUGGCUCAGAGAAGAAGAUAUCCCCCCUAAGGUGCCCCAGAGGACCAUCUCCAUUUCUCCUGCACUGGUCCGGAAGAACUCACCUGGAAAUGGGGCAGGUAGUGGUCUAGCCCCCAGGGCUGGAGCAGCCCUGAUACGAGCCAGCAACCCUGACCUGAGACAGCCGGAGAUGUCACUUGAGGGAGCUCUGCAGAGGAGGAGCAGCAACAGCUCGUCCAGCUCAGGCACGCCCACCUCCCAGCAGGGCUCCAGCGAGAGGAACCAGAGCAAAGAUACACCCAAGACGGAGACCUCCCCCACAGGCUCUCAGGAAAGCCCUAAACCCAAGCCAGAGGAGGCUCGUGAGACACCAAGGCCCAGUAGACCCGCAGACCUGACUGCUCUGGCCAGAGAGUUGCGGGAACUGCGCACGGACGACGCCCCUCGCCCACCCAUUAAAGUAACGGACUACUCCUCCUCCAGCGAGGACUCGGAGAGCAGUGACGAGGAAGGGGAUCAUGUGGGCAACGAUGGCACUGUGGCAGUCAGCGACAUCCCUCGAAUCAUGCCCUCAGGACCAGGUGGUGAAUCAUACAGGAGUGGCCAUGACGACGCUCUCAAUAAUGGCUCCAAAGAUGACACCCUGAUGAUGGGAGAGACGCGCGAGCGAAAGCGCUCCACUCACUCGGAGAGUAAUGGCUUUGCCGGCCAUGGGAACCUGCCUGACCUGCUGCAGCAGAGCCACUCCCCGGCUGGCACCCCGUCGGAGGCCCUGAGCCGCCUGGCUGGCCUGCACCCGCAGGACCUGGAUGCCAUGGAGGAGUUUGCCAAGACUGCGGGCUCCAAUGCCUCCUUCACUCCUUUCAUGGACCCUAGGGUCUAUCCAACCUCUCCUUCUGAUGAGGAUGGCGAGAACUCCGCUGCAGCCAUGUUUGCGAAUGAGCUGCUAAGGCAGGAGGAGGCCAAGCUUAGCGAGGCCAGGAAGAUCUCUGUGGUGAACGUCAACCCCACCAACAUCCGCCCGCACAGCGACACACCUGAGAUCCGCAAAUACAAGAAGCGCUUCAACUCUGAGAUCUUGUGUGCUGCCCUUUGGGGUGUGAACCUGUUAGUGGGCACGGAGAAUGGUCUGAUGCUGCUGGACCGCAGUGGGCAGGGCAAGGUCUACAACCUCAUCACGCGCCGACGCUUCCUGCAGAUGGAUGUACUGGAGGGACUCAAUGUGCUAGUCACCAUAUCAGGCAAGAAGAACAAAUUACGGGUUUACUAUCUGUCCUGGCUGAGGAACCGCAUCCUGCACAACGACCCCGAGGUGGAGAAGAAACAGGGCUGGAUCACUGUGGGAGAGCUGGAGGGCUGUGUGCACUAUAAAGUCGUGAAAUAUGAGCGAAUCAAAUUCCUGGUGAUUGCUCUGAAGAACUCUGUGGAGAUUUAUGCCUGGGCCCCUAAGCCCUACCAUAAAUUCAUGGCUUUCAAGUCUUUCACUGAGCUGCCUCAGAGGCCUCAGCUGGUGGAUCUGACGGUGGAGGAAGGUCAGAGGCUCAAGGUCAUCUACGGCUCCAACAUGGGCUUUCAUGUCAUCGAUGUGGACUCUGGCAACCCAUACGACAUCUACAUUCCCUCGCACAUCCAGAGUAGCGUGACUCCUCACGCCAUCGUGGUGCUCCCGAAAACCGAUGGCAUGGAGAUGCUCCUGUGCUACGAAGAUGAGGGCGUGUAUGUCAACACAUAUGGGCGCAUCACCAAGGAUGUUGUGCUGCAAUGGGGAGAAAUGCCUACUUCAGUUGCGUAUAUCCACUCCAACCAGAUCAUGGGCUGGGGUGAGAAGGCCAUUGAGAUCCGCUCCGUGGAGACAGGGCACCUGGACGGGGUCUUCAUGCACAAGCGAGCACAGCGCCUCAAGUUCCUCUGUGAGAGGAAUGAUAAGGUGUUCUUCGCCUCGGUCCGCUCUGGUGGCAGCAGUCAGGUGUUCUUCAUGACGCUCAACAGGAACUCCAUGAUGAACUGGUGAACACGAGGAGCUCCAGGAUCGACGCUACCACGCUCGCCGGGAUGCCCAGCGGCAUCUGUAACUUUUAUUGGUACACUUAACACUGGUUCAAAAAGAAAACUAUGAACAUGAGUAAGAGAAAAAAAAUACUACAGUUUUAGCGACCUUAAAAGAAAAGAGCCUCGGACUGUGAUCAAGCCAAGUCUCCUGAUCUCCAGAUCCGAGCGGAGAAAAAAAAGAUGGCCUCAUUUCCAGCUUUUUAGAGGGAGGAGGUGGCGGUGGUGCAGAGGGUGGUUAGCUAUUCCAGAGCUCGUUCCUCACAUGUCCAGCGGGGGGAGCCAGAGAGGCCUACUGCUGCUGCUGUGUAAAAAAAAGACUGUGUGCCAGGAGCCCUCACCAGAGGCAGCCCUCCCCUCGUGAGUGUGCUAUUCCACCCUUGCACCUUACUGUACAAUGGGACUUUUGACCCGUGGACUUUGAGAGAAUGAGCUGUUUCCUCUGCGUGUCUGUCUUGAACAGCAGAGGUUGCAGGAUGAUCACAACGAGCUGUAUAGAAACUAUGUGUGUGUUUGUGUGUGUGUGGUAUGUGCGUAUGUGUGUGUGUGUUGGGUGGUCGGAGAGACGUUACAAAGAUAUUAAAAAAAAAAGAAAAAGAGGCAACCUCAAACUGAGGAAACGCGUCUAGACCUUUGAUGUUUUCAUCUACAGUAAAAAUCAGGUUUCUUUUACUUUUUUUGUUUACGUUCUCACUCACGCAGUUCCGGAAAUACAUUGGUGUAGAAAGGAGAGGAAUCCAGCGGGUUUGUGGUGAACAUGAGCACAAAACCUACACUGUAUUGAGGGCUGUGGCCUUUUUUUGGUGCUGGUGCUCUUUUUUGUCCCCAUAAUCACACACACUCUUGGCCUUCACCUAACCACUGCUGUCUUGGGGGGCCCAGGCCACUGCGGAGUGGAACUCUUGACACGAUCCUCGCGGUCGUUCUUUCUCCUCUCCCCUGAAGCACCAUGCAUCAGUGUUUUUAAACUCGUUCUCCCCCGCUCGACACCUCCCGAGCCUUUGAUUGUGUCCAAAAAUAUUCUCUUUCAUUCCCUCACCCCCUGUCAUGAUGCCAGUGUCUCCAGAACUACUCCACCACGCAAGCCUCAGAUGCCAACAUGGCUGCCUCUUGUGCACUGCUGAAUCGUAACAACUACUGUACCAGUCGGGACUGUAAUUGACCUACCUCGUAAUCAUGUGUCGGGUUAUUUCCUUCCAGUAAUGCACAGCCUGAGUGUGAGACAUUACAUUAUUCUGAGUAAUUCAACAACACUGUACCCUCAUCCUUACAUGGCAGUGGGGCAGACAGAGAAAGGCUAACUUGCUUUGGAUUUUUUAUUACAAUCUUUUCCCCUGAAUUGAGGGGGAAAGAUGUUCUUUUAUUGAUAUCAAAUUUUCUUUUAUUGAUAUCAUUUUGUGUUUUCGGUUUCCUCAGCAGACUGAUAUUGCAUCACCCGGCAUGAUGAAAAUCGACUAAAAAGAGUCUAAAGUUUCCUUUCUAUAUCGGUUGAGUGGUGGAAAGAUUAACCUUGUUUUAACAUUAUAAAUGUGACUUAAGAUUAUAUGACAAUAACUGUGUUUUUAAUUUAAAAAUAUAUGUACUCAAACAAAAAAAAACUCUGAUGAAAUAACAUGCAGCAAGCAGAAAAUGUGUUACCCUGCUUGUAGAUUUGGCAGUGUAGCUGUUAAAUGACAUUUGACCAAUGAGUUUGAGGGCACAUGGGAUGAAGGGUCCAAACUAGGAAAGGGAAGGAGGGCAGACUGAUGAUGCUUCACACACAGGUUUUAAGCAGGGGGGGCAUGGAUUCCAAGAAUAAGGUCAAAUGAUAAACCUGGUUAUGUUAAACUACAAGGAGUAGUAAACCUGCUGAUAGUCAACAGGUGUCAUUUGGUUAAGUUCAUAAGGGUUGGAGCAGGCGUCACCCAACAGUUUUUCUCUUCCUUUUUAAGGGUGCUGACCAAAAUAUUGUAAAAAUGAAAAAUGAAAAAAGGUCGCACCAUGCAUAGGUUUCUUUAUUACACAGACGCGUUUUGGCGUUCUGCCUUCUCAGUCAUUUGGUUAAGGAAAUAAGGACCCUGGGUUCCUCUAUUAGGUGGUUCACCAUACCUGAAGGUUAAAUUAGCCUGGAUUACUACAAAGUCAGGUUCUUGGAAUACCCUCCUGAUUGCUUAAGCCUCAGUGACUUGUGUGUUCUGAUGUCGGAGCUGAGUGUACCGUGUCGUCUCUCUGUUAGUGCCAUAGCUUUAGCCCUCUUCUCCAUGGGCUGAGAUAUGCCCUCUAUGUCCUAGCAGUCCAUCGCAUGGCUAUACCGUGCUCAAACUAACAAGAGAUGGGUUUGUUUGGGAAGUCGUCAGUUGCAGAAAUCCUCAAAUGAGUCUAUUAUUCUUUUGUACUGUUUAGGGUAAGGGAGGUGCUACCUUUUUCUUCCUUUUACACCGCAUCUUUGGUAUAUUUCAGAUAUUUCCCACCAAGUGGCCACAGAUCAAUCUAUCAGUGCAAGUUUUAUUUCUGAUACAUUCAUACAUUAUUCACCAGAGAAUUGUUUAUCUUGUUUCCAUACACUGAAAUUGUUUUUUAUCUGAUGUCCAGUAAUGUCAUGUAAGCCAUUUGAGUGCGACCUAUUGUUCAGACAUUUGGACAUCUUUGGGUUUUUUCUGUAAUGUUUGCACAUUGAACUUUUGGUUGUAUUUCAGACAUACUUUUAAAUGAACAAAGAGAACCGUUAUGUGAAGACAUAGUGUCUGCACUCCUGACAUAGAGUUUUAGCAAUAAUGAUGUCCUAUGUUGGUUGUGCAUGUGUGAGUGUGUGUGUGCGUGUGUGUGUGUGACGGGGAUGAGUGGGGGGCUGGGAGGAACACUGUGCUAGCUUUUGCCAGAGAGUUUGGGGGUUUUAAAGGAAAAAAAAAGAUCUAACUCUCCUGUCACAAUGCUUUCUUAUUUUACUGUCAGUUCUGGUGGCAUUGACACUUUAAUCACCUGAAACAUUAAUUGGGUAGUAGUUUACUUUUGACGGCUUCCUCAGGGAAAGCUGUUGUGUUUUUCACCCACACAAGGCAUCAAUUGUUGUCUUUCAUUAGUUUUGUUUUUUUAAUAAAGAUGAGAACAAUAUGAAAAUA